Molecule: messenger RNA, 546 nt
Organism: Kwoniella shivajii
Lineage: Eukaryota; Fungi; Basidiomycota; Tremellomycetes; Tremellales; Cryptococcaceae
Product: 60S ribosome subunit biogenesis protein nip7
Exons: 5
Coding region: 1-546 (181 amino acids)
Biological process (GO): ribosomal large subunit biogenesis; ribosome assembly
Cellular component (GO): nucleus; nucleolus; preribosome, large subunit precursor
Molecular function (GO): RNA binding
Source: RefSeq, a predicted model, not a curated record
AUGAGACCUUUGACUGAAGACGAGACGAAAGCAGUAUUCGAGAAACUCGCAAAUUAUAUUGGAAAGAACCUUGUCCAUUUAAUAGAUAGAGAUGAAGAUGAUGCUUAUUGUUUCAGACUACACAAAGACAGAGUCUACUAUCUACCUUUACCAAUGUUACAUUUAGCUACCUCUGUAGCGAGACCAAAUUUAGUUUCUUUAGGUACAUGUUUUGGUAAAUUUUCUAAAACUGGUAAAUUCAAACUUGGUAUAACUAGUUUAGAUUGGUUAGCGAAAUAUGCCAAAUACAAGAUCUGGAUAAAACCUUCAGGAGAAUUACCUUUCCUGUAUGGAAAUCACGUUGCCAAAGCUCAUUUGGGUAGGAUAACAGAAGAUACACCUGAACAUCAAGGUGUAGUAGUGUAUAAUAUGGCUGAUGUACCGUUGGGAUUCGGUGUAACAGCAAGAUCAACUAUCGAUACAAGAAAAUUAGAUCCAACAGGUAUAAUAGUGUUUCAUCAAGCUGAUGUAGGAGAGUUCUUAAGAGAUGAAGAUACGAUGUUUUAG